AUGGCACCAAGGUACAUUGUGUCUGCUUUGAAAGACAAAGACCCAGAAAAUAUCACGAGUAUUACUCAGAUAUACCGAGCUAGAGCAACAUAUAAACUAGGCAAGAGAGGUGCACUGACAGAAAUGAAAAUGUUAUUGAGCCUUAUUCACCAAGAGAAAUACAUGUGUUGGUCUAGAAAUAAGGAAAAUUCAGAUAUUGUGGCUGAUAUCUUUUGGACACACCUUGACUCUGUCAAGUUGUUGAAUAUGUUUCCUCUAGUAUUGAUUUUUGAUUGCACGUACAGAACAAAUAGGUACCGGCUACUACUGCUUGAGAUUGUUGGUGUUACAUCCAAAAAAUUGACGUUUUCGGUUGCUUUUGCAUAUUUGAAACAUGAAAGGGAGGAGAACUUUACAUGGGCACUAGAGAAGCUUAUAGAGUUGUUCUAUUCUAAGAAGUUGCUACCAUAUGUCAUGGUGACGGACCGGGAACUUGCAUUAAUGAAUGCCAUUGAUUUUGUGUAUCCAAAUGCGUCUCAUUUGUUGUGUAUGUUUCAUAUUUCAAAAAAAGUUAGCAUGAAAUGUAAAGAGUAUGUGAAAUCAGAAAGACAAGAACAUGUCAUGGAUCAAUGGAACAACAUGAUGUAUUCAAAUACAGAAGACGAAUUUGAUGUACAUCUCAACCACUUCGAGAGUGUAUGUGGUGAUAUUCCAUCAUUUGUCAAGUAUGUGAAAGAAACAUGGUUAACACCAUAUAAAGAAAGAUUUGUUGCUGCAUGGACUAACAGAGUCACUCAUUUAGGAAACACAACAACAAACAGUUUUGUUUCAAGACAGUAUAUACAACUCGUUGGAAAGGAACUAGAAAAAUUUAAAUUUGCUGGUGCGAGCAAGGAGAGGUGUGGUUGUUACAUUAGAACAACACAUGGAUUACCGUGUGCGUGUCAGCUUGGUGGUUACCAGAUUCUAGGCAUACCAAUACCUUUGGAAACUAUUCACGUGUUUUGGAUGAAAUUGCAAAUUUUAGAAUAUGAGGUGAGUCCUGAUGAGAGUAAGUGGGAUUUAGAAGAGGAAUGCGAAGAGUUGAAGCGACAAUUCAGUACUAUGGAUAUUAUGGGUCAAAGGGCGUUGAAGAAAAAAGUUUUUGAUCUUGCCUAUCCAUCCACAUCUUCAAUGUGUCCAUCGCUGGUGAAAUACAAGUCAAAGAGAGGAAUUAAUAAUAGUAGAAAAGGUGAGGAAAAUGAUGUGCAUCGUGAUCCAAGUUAG
Molecule: messenger RNA, 1245 nt
Organism: Vicia villosa (hairy vetch)
Lineage: Eukaryota; Viridiplantae; Streptophyta; Magnoliopsida; Fabales; Fabaceae
Product: protein FAR1-RELATED SEQUENCE 5-like
Exons: 3
Coding region: 1-1245 (414 amino acids)
Biological process (GO): regulation of DNA-templated transcription
Source: RefSeq, a predicted model, not a curated record